AUGGAGGUUGGCGUCGGCAUCUGGGUCAAGAGCAAGGACGAGUGGAUCCAAGCUUCGAUCCGCCAUGUGAAGAAGGACGAUGCCGGCGACGGGGCGCAUGUCGACAUCACCUACGAGUAUGCGCGCGGUGGCGUCGAAUCCCGCCAAGUCGAUGUCGCCAAAGUUGAAGAUGGCACAGACGACACGGUCAAGCUCGCCAACAGUGCCGACAUGGACUUGGUGGACGACUUGAUUCGCCUGCCCAACUUGCACGAACCUGGCAUCUGCCACACCCUGAACGAACGAUUCAAGCAAAACGAAAUCUACACCCUCACGGGCGAGAUUCUCUUGGCCGUGAAUCCGUUCCAAGAUCUCGGCAUCUACAGCGACAAGUUGAUUCGCACGUACAUCCGUCAUGGCAUGCUCCAAGCGUUGGGGGACGAGGAAUCGACGGUGCCGCCGCAUGUAUUUGGGGUCGCGGACACCGCCUUCCGAUCGCUCACGGCACCGCUCACGGGCCGACCGCAGAACCAGAGCAUCCUCGUGAGCGGCGAGUCUGGCGCAGGCAAGACCGAGACCACCAAGUUCAUCAUGAAGUACCUCGCGGCCGUGUCCCAAAGCCAAAGCAUGUGCAAUAUCAACAUCAACCAGAGCGACGUCAUGUCCCAGGUGCUGUCGUCAUCUCCGAUCUUGGAAGCAUUUGGGAACGCGCGGACGAUCCGCAAUGACAACUCGAGUCGGUUCGGCAAGUUCAUCCAGAUGCAGUUCAGUAGCCAUCGGGGGCUGCUUAUCGGCGCCGGCAUCCAGACAUAUCUCCUUGAAACAGUUCGAGUGACCAGCCAAGCCCCAAAGGAGCGCAACUACCACGUAUUCUACGAACUCUUGGCGGGGCUGGAUGACGAUCGGAAAACAAAAUGGGGCUUAACGUACCCCCCCGCGUACUUUUACUACCUCAACCAAAGCGACUGCGUCGUGCGCAAGGACGGCGUGAGCGAUAAGGACCAAUUUGAAUGCCUACGCGAAGCAUUCGACACGAUGCAGUUUGACGACCAAGACCAGCACAACGUCUUGUACACGCUGGCAAACGUCCUCCAUGUUGGCAACCUCAGAUUCCACGCCCCCCCCCACAACGUACACCAUGAAGAGGGGUCCAUGCUGGCGUCGAGUGACCCGACGAGCGCCGCCGCGGAGCUCCAUGUAACCGCCUUCUUUGGCGUGGACCGGCAUGCGCUCGAGGUGGCCCUCACCACGCGGAAAAUCCAAGCGCGGGAUGAAUGGUAUACGCUGGGUCUUCUUCCCGAAGUAGCAGAGCAACACCGAGAUGCGCUGGCAAGGUACGUAUAUGGGAAGCUAUUUGAGUACCUCGUGGGUCGCAUCAACAGUACGAUCGACCACGACGGCGACGGCGACCUCGCGGGGUUUAUUGGCGUGCUCGACAUCUUUGGGUUCGAAGACCUGUCAACCAACUCGUUUGAGCAGCUGUGUAUCAACUAUGCGAAUGAAACCCUGCAGCAUCACUUCAAUGCAACUGUGCUUCGCCAAGAGCAAGUCACAUAUGAACGGGAGCGCAUUCAGUGGAGCUUUAUCAACUUCCCCGAUAACCAGCCGUGCCUGGACUUGCUCGAGAAGAAACCCAUGGGGUUGUUCCACAUGCUAGACGAAGAAUGCAUCGUGCCCCAAGGCAGCGACGAAAACUUUGCCCGAAAAGCCACCAAACGGCACACCACCAAGACCCUAGAUCUGGCGUGUCCGUCGAGCUUCUUUCGGGCGAGCCAUGCCGAUCGCGCCAACCACAUGUUUGCCAUCCACCACUACGCAGGAUGGGUCUCGUAUCACACAUUCGGCUUCUGUGAUAAGAACAAGGAUACGCUGCAUGCGGAAAUCGCCGCCUUGGUGCGCCACUCAUCUUUUGGGUUUCUGCGAACUAUAAGCAGCAGCAAAGCCGAUUCGCCCAGCGCGGCUAGGUCGACGCGGGGCGGCAUCUUGAAGCCAUCGCCGUCGUCGAUGGCCAUCUCGAAAGCAUCCGCCAGCGUCGGCAGCACGUUCCGACGGCAGCUCAAACAGCUCAUGGACACGGUCCAGCACACCCAGUGCGCAUACGUGCGAUGUCUGAAACCGAACGAUAAGAAUAAACCCACUGUGUUUGACUUCCGCCGCAUCUGCGACCAGCUCGAGGCCGGCGGCGUCCUCGAAGCAGUGCGCGUCAACCGCGCGGGGUUCCCCGUCCGGAUCACCCACGCCCAGUUUGUCAAGCGAUAUCGACCGCUCACCCCGGGGGGGAUGCUCAAGCACAUUCCGGACACGUGCGGAGAUGAACUGGCGUCGACGCCCCCCGAACGCCGAGCCGCCGCCGCGACCCUCGCCGCGCUGUUGGUGCAGACGCUCCGGCUGGAUGGCCACGACGGUGAUCCGUCCGCGGGACUUCCGCAUGCCAAACCAUCGAGCACAGCGUCGUCUUCGUCAUCGUCUCUGCAAGUGGGCGAGACCAAGGUAUUUUUCCGACGAACGGCGAUUCAGUAUGUGGAAGCGCAGCUGGCGAAACGAUAUGGCGAGUUUGUCGUGCUGAUUCAAAGCCUGUGGCGCCGAUGUCUAGCCCAACGGCAGCACCGCCGCGCCUUGGCCGCCAUCUUGUGUAUGCAAACGCAUACCCGUCGGUACCUUGCUGCUCUUGAGGUGCAUCGAAGACGAGAAGCCAUUCGAGUGGCAGAGCAACAAAGACUAGAAGCUGAGCAACGGCUAGAAGCUGAACGUGUGCGACAGCAGCAGCAGCAACUCCAAACCGCCAAAGGUCCUACUGGUUCGCUCCAGCGCAUGUCGUCUGGAAGUCGGUUGUCUGGGGACUUUCGGCCGUCGCUGGCCUCUUCCGACGGCGACGAAGAGUUGGUACUUCGAGGCACGGCUGGCAGCGGGUCCAAAUUCCGCUUGAUGUCCCGCAGCGGGGGCGACUACUCGCGCGAUGCCACCGGCUACACGAGCACCACCACCCGACAGAAACCGCCGCGGCCAGUCGAAAAGAUGCCGGGGGACACGGCGCUGCACGUGGCCGCCAACUGCUCCAACGAGCUGGACGUGCUUAACUUGCUCGAGUCUGGCGCGAGUGUGCUCGCGACGAACUCGGCGGGGCGGACGCCUCUGCAUGCGGCCGCGAUGCAUCACAACCUCGAGGUGGUCGCGCUCCUCAUCGACUGGGACUCGGACUUGGGGGCAACCGACCUCGUCGGCAACACGCCGCUCCAUCUGGCCACGGACGCCCACGUGUGCCGGAUGCUGCUGGAAGCGGGGACGGAUCCAGACGCGGUUAACCACGCCGGACGGACGGCGCUGCUGGACGCCGCCGACCGGGGGGAUCUGCACGUCGUCAAGGCGCUGUGUGGGGCCCACUGCGACCUCCUCGUGUGCGAGCCCAAGCACCAACAGACGGCUCUCCACGUGGCCAUUCGAAAGGGCCACUACACAGUCGUGAAUGAACUGUGCAAAUCCAAGCGAAUAUACGACCUCAUGACAGUUCAAGACCGCAACGGCAACAGCGCGCUUCACUUUGCCGUGGCCAAAGACCGAAAGAACGGCCCACGACUGGUGCAAUUUCUGCUCCAAUAUGGCGGCCGCGCGGUCGUGGAUGUCCCCAACCAGCGCCAGCAGACCCCCCUCGUCGUGCACAUCAUGACCACGCGACAGACGGACCCGACGAUCACCGACAUCUUGCUGGACGCCGGCGCCGCCCCCACCGCCGCGCUCGUCGACGGAUCGACCAUCCUCCAUGUAGCCGUCGACCGAGAGCUCAUGGACAUUGCGUGCUCUCUCAUCCGGUCCGGUGCCCAGCUCAACGCGACCGACCGCGACGGAGUCCGCGUCGUGGAGCUGGCCCAGCGGGACAACGUUAAGCUCAAGAAGCUACUGGAUGCGAUCCGGCUGCCGCCGCUGUGGAUCAGCGAAAAGGACAAAAAGAACUGCAUGGUGUGCGCCAAGCCGUUCGGGUUUGCCCAUCGCCGGCACCACUGCAAGCACUGCGCGCGCAUCUGCUGCUCCGAGUGCGCCGCGUUUUCUGUCGAGCUCCAUCGGUUCCCGUCUCAGUUUCCAGGCCGAACGUCGUCCAAUGGCAAGCCCGUCACGGACGCCCAGCGAGUAUGCCGAACGUGCCAUGGCGUAUUCAAAACCCGACGAGCGAUCAAGGACCCAACCAACGCCAGUAGUGGCUUGGUUGUUGCCAAAUCCAACAACCCUAACAACACUAGAAGCAGCGAAUGGGACGAAGCGUCCACGGCAUCCCUGCGCAAUUCCACUGGAUCGCGAAGUAGCACUAGUUAGCUACUGUAGACUGAGUGGUUGCCAGCUAAUAGCAAGAAUCAAAACAAUCACAUAGACAAGUAGAAUUAUAUAAUCCAACCAUAAC
Molecule: messenger RNA, 4369 nt
Organism: Aphanomyces astaci
Lineage: Eukaryota; Oomycota; Saprolegniomycetes; Saprolegniales; Verrucalvaceae
Exons: 4
Coding region: 1-4284 (1427 amino acids)
Biological process (GO): actin filament organization; vesicle transport along actin filament
Cellular component (GO): actin cytoskeleton; vesicle; myosin complex
Molecular function (GO): metal ion binding; actin filament binding; microfilament motor activity
Source: RefSeq, a predicted model, not a curated record